This is a messenger RNA of Emys orbicularis (European pond turtle), 1881 nucleotides long. It is a transcript of the gene UBASH3A, whose product is annotated as ubiquitin associated and SH3 domain containing A. Gene Ontology annotation, biological process: negative regulation of T cell receptor signaling pathway. NCBI's taxonomy places the organism in Eukaryota, Metazoa, Chordata, Testudines, Emydidae. Bases 1 to 1881 code for a protein of 626 amino acids. The transcript has 14 exons. The record is from RefSeq and is a predicted model, not a curated record. Gene Ontology annotation, cellular component: cytoplasm. Gene Ontology annotation, molecular function: protein binding.
AUGGCAGUGGCUGAAACACAACUAUAUUCGAAGGUCUUGAACAAAGUCAAAAACAGAAGCACCUGCGCUUUACUGGAAUCCCUCUUAUCUAUGGGAUUCCCUGCACAUAUAGCGCAAAAAGCUUUGGCUGCUACUGGACACAAGACAGCAGACGAGGCUUCAAAGUGGUUGCACUCUCAUUGUAAUGAUCCUUCUUUGGAUGAUCCAAUCCCUCAGGAAUAUGCUCUCUAUUUAUGCCCAACUGGACCCUUGCAUGACAAACUGCAGGAAUUUUGGAAAGAGAGCAAGAACCAAUGUGCAAGAAACAAAGCCCAUGAGAUUUUCCCACACAUAACUCUUUGUGAUUUCUUUACGUGUGAAGAUCGGAAAGUGGAAUUCUUGCAUGAAGCCCUAAAGAAAGUUGGUGACAGGUUUUUAAAUUUGUUCCCACCUGCCAUUUCUCUAUCACUACAUUCGUCUGUCAGCUACCUUGGUUUCUUCAUUAAUGAUGCCCAUGCAAAUGUCAUCAAAGAGUUUGCUGUGGCUUUUGCUACUGAGGCUUCGAUCUUGGCAGAUUGCCGCGUGAAACCCAUCACAAAGCAGCUGCACCUUACCCUGGCUCAUAAGUUUUAUCCUCACCAUCAAAAGACUUUGGAACAAUUGGCCAAAUCUAUCAACCUGGGACAGAGCUGCCUGUGGACAGCUGCUCUGUAUUCUAGAGAUAUGCGCUUUGUAAAUUACCAGAUCUUGCAAGCACUCUUCCAAUACAAGCCUCAGAACAUUGAUGAGCUAAUGCUGAAUACUGGAGAUUUGAUAUAUGUUGACCGAUCACAACAAUCCGAUGUUAGUGAUGGCUGGGUGAUUGGUACCUCGCACCGGACUGGCUGCAGAGGAUUUCUUCCUGAAAAUUACACAGAAAAAGCCAAUGAGUCAGAUACUUGGGUUAAACACAGAGAAUACACUUUCACUCCAGCUUCAGGACUGCUCCCCAAGAAUGAAAAUGAACCUAGACGUAAACUGAAUGGUGAAGUCCAUAUCCCAGUAAUGACAAAGAGUGUAACCCAAACGCUUGCUUUCCAGCUUUCUCAGACUGUUGCUCUCAGAAGAGGCCUGUUGGUGAUGCGCCAUGGGGAGAGAGUGGAUCAUGUUUUUGGGAAGUCGUGGAUUCAGCAAUGCUUAACUGCAGAUGGAAAAUACCACAGAGCAGAUCUGAAUUUCCCUGCCAGUCUGCCAAAACGAAGAGACGGCAUCAAACAUUUUGAAUAUGAUCCUCCUUUAUCAUGCUGUGGUGUUUUCCAAUCUAGACUUGUAGGAGAAGCUCUGCUGGAGAAACAAGAGGCAGUUAGCCGUGUAUACUGUUCCCCUGCACUCCGCUGCAUACAGACAGCUCAACACGUGCUAGAAGGGCUUAAAUUAGAACAAAAAAUUAAAAUCAGGGUAGAACCUGGACUCUUUGAAUGGACCAAAUGGGAGGCCAACAAAAUAAUUCCCUCCUUUAUGGCACUGACAGAACUGACAGAGGCUACUUACAAUAUAGAUCCCAGUUACAGAUGUACUUUCCCACUUUCCUCCCUGGUGCCAUCGGAAAGUUAUGAAGAGUAUGUAAGCAGAUGCUCUGCAGUUAUAAAACAGAUUCUCAGUGACUGUACAAGCAACGGUAUCAUCCUGAUAGUGGGUCAUGGCUCAUCCCUGGAUUCCUUCACUCGACCUGUACUAGGGCUCCCAGCCAGAGACAGCAAUGAUUUUGCCUCAUUGGUUAGAAAGAUACCUUCACUGGGCAUGUGUUUCUGUGAAGAGCUUAAAGAGGAGAAUAGAUGGCAGAUGAUUAACCCACCAGUUAAGACGUUAACCCAUGGAUCAAAUGCAGCAUUUAAUUGGAGAAAUGGCAUACUGGACAGUUAG